CUGGCGUCAGGCGAAGAAGAGGCGCGUUUUCAUCGCGCGCAUCAGCUUGUUUUUUCAUAUCAUUUUGAUAUGGCGUAAAUAAACCUCAGUAUCAAUAAUACACAUUUAUAUUGAUCUGUUUGAUGCUGACCUUCGAAAAGCGCACGUGUGUGACAUUAUGUUGACAAACAAAACGUAACAUGGAGGAGUAUUUAGAGAAAUUUAAGGAGCGCACGAGAUCGGAGCAGCGCUGGCUGUGUGAGGUGUUUGAGGGUGUGAGACAGCAGCUGUAUCCCCUCAUCAGCUCAUCUGUGGGUUUGUCUGUGGAGCAGCUCACUCUCUCUGUGCUGUCUAAAGUUCAUAGAGCCGUGGGGUCAGAGGUCACGUCUCUACCCGUCAGCUACAGGUUUGUGUCGUUGUCGGAGUUGACGCGUAAGCAGCACACCCCAUGCUGCUGCAGCCUCACAUGGAGCUCCGCCCACUACCGGGAGCAGGCCAGGAGGGCGGAGCAAGCGCUGCCCAAUCACAGAGCGCUGGCGCGCGAUAACAUCCUUCUGAUGGGGUAUCUGUAUGACGGGUCGGCUGCAGGGGCGAGUGAUGGGGGCUGGUGGGUGAGAGACGCCGGAGGCGCUGUGUCAUGUCUGAUGGUAAAAUCCUCUCCUCUGUGGCUUGGGAGGCUGAUGCUGUUUCCCACGUGGAACUACAUUCCCCAGAAUGCACCUGCAGGAGGAGGAGGUUACCUGGAGCUAAUCGACCCUCCAGUUUGUGUGACACCUGAGGCCAUGACCUUUGACCCAGGAGGAUCCCUGACUGAGGCCAUGAGUGUGAAGAGAGUGGCUGAACUUCUGAAGCAGAGUGACAGGUGUGAUACUCUGGUGUGUGUCAGUGGGCAGGUGAGUGUGAUCUCCCCUCUGCUCUUGAUCUCUGGCAGGAGAUUUUUUUGUCUCAUUCUCAGUGAGGGAGAUUCUGCAGCUCCUGUGCUGAUCACGGAAGCCAAACAUCAGUACUGGCGGCAGUGUGUUUGCGUGGGUCAGUAUAUUUGCAUAUCUACAAUGCGGGUGUGUUCUCUUCGAGGGUGGGCGGGGCAUCAUGUGCUGUCAGUCACCGCUCAGUCCCGCCUCCAUCCACACGUGCAGCCGCAACAGAGCUCUGAAGAUCCAGACACACACCUGAUGGACACAGACUCGCACGCACCUGACACACACAUGACUUCACACACAGCAUCGUGCUCGACCACUUCAGUCAGAAAAAAAAACUCAACCCUCAUCAGCUACAGGGGUUUGAUCACAAAGGUCCUGCACGCAGAGGCGGGGCUUUAUGAGAUUGACGGAAAGGUGGGGCUCUGUCUGGCCUAUCAGCCGCUUCAGGAAUGUGGCGGCGGGCUGAGACCAGGAGCAGAGAUUCAGCUACACAACGUUCAUUUCUUGUAUCGGCCGUCCCCGUUCGCACCGGAUGUGAUUCUGUGCGCUUGUCUGCGCUCCAGCGCUCAGGUUAGCGCCUUUAGUCCUCUGAGUUCCAAGUCAGAGGUGGGGGGGUCACACAGCCCGCUGCAGCGCCACCUGCUGGAGAAGAAUCUGGGCGUGUCCCAGUAUCUGUGGCUCUGUUACUGUCAGCGUGUCAUCACAGAGAGGUUGUGUCCACGCUGGGUGAGAAAGGAGCGUGUGUGUGUGGUGGCCGGGCGACUGCUGGACUGUGUGUGUAAUGCUGAACAGAAGACAGACAGAAAGAGAGACAUCUACAGAGAGAUGCUACAGGAACCCCACCUGUGUCCCGUAACCACGUAUUGUGUUUCGUGGCCGUGUGUGGUGUUGUGGUCAGUGCGACAGCUCUGUGAUUGGAUGAGCAGUGAUGUUUGGUCGUCUCUCUCUCUCUCAUCUCUCGUGUCACCGGCGGCGGCUCACAUGACGUGUGCGGAGCUAAACGCGUGUCUGUCGUGGUCCGUUCACAGUGUGAGUCUCACUGCAGCUCAUUCACAGCCGCUCAUGUUAGUGGGAGUUCUGGAGCUGAACUCAUCUCACGCCACGCUUCAGAUCAAAGAUCAGACACAAACACUUGACUGUGUGUGUGUACAGACCGACCAAUCAGGAGCCACCACAAACUCCAACAUCAGCACAGCCUGGUUGGGUUGUCUAGUGUGUGUGCAGCGCUGUACUCUAGUAAUGGAGAGAUCAAUGAAGACAAAUUUCCCCUCCUGGACACACCUCGACCAGCCGAACUACAUCACACACAAACACUGCAGGCUGUAUCUUCAGUUCUGUGUCAGUGAUCUGAUUAUCAUCAGUCCGUCUGCUGCCAUGAGUAUCAGUCUGAUGGAGAAGAAGAGAGAUCAGACAGACAGAAGAGAAACUGAUGGUGAUCCUCUGAGGUCAGCGUGUGUGAGUCUCAUCUUCAGACUGAACUCUAAACAGGGUGUGAUGUUCAGAAACACAUCAGUGUCUGCAGACCCUCACACACUCCAGAUGGGAUUCAUGGCCACGGUCUUGUGUCUGGGAGAUGUUCAGAUCUGGAACAACGAUCCAAAGAACCGGAGGAUACAGACGAGAGAGACAGAUGGACCCCAGACAACGAUGGAUCUGCACUUUGGAGAUGUGUGUGUUCGAUGGUUCCCGGUUCUGCAUCCUGGGUCUGUUUACAGAUUAAUUGCACAUAACACAGAGGAUGUGAGUGUGUUGAAAGCCGAGAGCAUUUCAGCCAGAGGCGGAGUCAAACUGCUCAGUAACCCCGCCCUCCUGAUGAAGCAUCAGUGGCGCUUACACACACUCACACACACAGAGCAACUGCUUGACACACAGUCAGAUGUUGGUGCAGUGAUGAGUGUAUCUAAAGUUCUUCACUCCAGCUCCACCUCUGAGAUCGUCUCUUUUUAUGGAGUUAUUUGUCAGCGAAUCACAUUGCAGGAAGAGGUGGGAACAAAACCCAACAUCCAAUCAAUGACUGCGACUAAAGACAGGAGUGUUGUGGAGGAGGGUCUGAAGAUCCGUUUGACCGUUCAGGACUCUGAAUCGUCCGGUCACAUGAUUCAGGUGUAUGUGGAUUUGUCGUGUGGGCCGUACACACCUGGACUGCUGCAGGGGGCGACUGUAAUCCUGCAGGACUUCCAGCGCAAAGUGUCCAAAGCGUGUAACGUGUACUGCCGCUCUCUGCCCAUCAGCUGUGUGACCGUCACUGGUCUGGGGUCAGUCAGCUCAGGGUCAGGUGGGUCCAAGUCCCCUCCUCCCAUGAUGCUGUUGGGCGAGUGGGCAUCAGGCAGGACACAGCAGUGCAUUGUGGGUCAAGUCAAAGGUCACAUUGUGUGCGUUUUGUCUCUAAGGUUGCAGUGGAUGUGUUCACUGUGUGGCAGUGCCUUCAAACAGGGUUCCUGUAGCAGAGGUCAGCCCCCGUGUGACUCUAGCUGCAGUGUGUUCCAGGCCGAGGCUAAGGUGGCGGUGGAGGACGGCUCAGGUGAAGCUCUCGUCUGGUUUUCAUCUGACACCGUCUCCGAACUGCUGACGUUGGACGCGGUUCAGUGGGAGGGGCUUCAGAGACACGCCAGAGUCAAAGGUCAUGUGAGGGUGUACACACGCGGCCACAGCAUGAUGUGUGAUGUGGACCCUGAGGAUCCUCUUGUUCAGUUUUUGUGCUGUUUGUGCUCCAGUAACACAGUGUGUCGACAAAUCAAGCUCACGUGCAGACUGCGAGCACAGAGAACAGGGAAAUGUCAGCUGAGGAAAGUGUGUCGAGGACCCACAGAAUUCAUCAGUAAAUUCCCACCUGCUCCUCAGCUACAAUGCCUACAGAUACACACAGACACACACUGACACACACAGACGUGUCAUCAGGCAUCUUUUUGUGUGCACAUGAAAGCAGUGAUGUAAACUCACUGAAUUUGUGUGUGUUUCAGUUGUAAUGUAAAUCAUGACUCUUGUGUAUUUAUUUAUUUGUGUAAUAUUGCAGGGAUUCUGUGAUUCUUUGUUUUAUUUAUUUUGUAACAAACCAAACAAAGCAGUUGUCCAAACGCUGCUAAGUUGUUUUCGUGUGUUGAAUGUGUAAUGGUUUUUAUAGAAAGCAGUGUCUUUUUUCAAAGCUUGUGUACCUGUCUUGUGUUUGAGUGUGAAAUAAAGUGAAACGUGUUCUGUUUUAAGCUUUCA
Molecule: messenger RNA, 4106 nt
Organism: Triplophysa dalaica
Lineage: Eukaryota; Metazoa; Chordata; Actinopteri; Cypriniformes; Nemacheilidae
Gene: ctc1
Product: CTS telomere maintenance complex component 1
Exons: 23
Coding region: 180-3776 (1198 amino acids)
Biological process (GO): telomere maintenance via telomere lengthening; positive regulation of DNA replication
Cellular component (GO): CST complex
Molecular function (GO): telomeric repeat DNA binding; single-stranded DNA binding
Source: RefSeq, a predicted model, not a curated record